UUACGCGGCAAAUUUGUAUAUAAAUUAUUGGAGGGUUAGGGUUGAUAAUGAGCAAUCGAGGAAGAUUUUGGCGUGGACGUGGUUAUAAUCGUUUUGGAACUCGUGGCCGGGGAUGGGGCUCCAGCAGAGGAACCGGCAGAGGCGCUAGUGCAGAAAGUAGCAACUUGUGUCAUCCCAAACGCACCAGCAAUCAACACUGUCACACAGCACCUGUACCUGUACCAACAGACUGUCCCUUCAAAGCAUGGGAUCUGUAUUUUGCAUCCACAGUGUACACGCCGUUGUCUAACGAAAAAAUAUUAGUGUGUGCAUUUGAAGAGUAUUUUAGGAGAGAAGUCGACGAGUGGCAUUUGGAUGAGAUAGAGAGGAAACGAGCAAUACAAGUUGACUUCGCUACUUUGAUUUGUAACGAAGGUCUUCUCAAUGAUGUUCCCAAUUUUUCCACAAUCACUCGCAAUAGCCCUGACUUAAUUCUCAACUCAAUGGGACUUGCAGUUUACCAGGUUAUAGCUUCACGACUCAGUGGGCUUGAGUAUACGUCUUCUUUCCCUAAAGUAAAUGUUCGAUUGGUUAACUAUGAACCAAUUACUUCAUUAAAGCACUUGAAGGCGUCGCAGUAUGGCAAACUUGUAACGAUUAGAGGAACAGCUGUUCGUGUUGGAAACGUCAAGCCACUUGUUACUCAAAUGGCAUUUCAAUGCAAUGCAUGCAGUAGCAUGCAAGUUCAGUCAUUACAAGACGGCAAGUAUACCACACCAACUAAGUGUGAGAACUCUUGCCGCACGCGAUCGUUCACACCACUACGAAGCUCACAAGAGACUCAAACAAUUGACUGGCAGAUAGUGAGAGUUCAAGAAAUAAUGAGCGACGACAACAGAGAAGCAGGACGCAUACCGAGAUCAGUGGAAUGUGAAUUGACGGCAGAUUUGGUUGACAGCUGUGUGCCUGGAGAUUUAGUUACAGUGACUGCAAUUGUUAAAGCUACAGGCAGUGAUGAGGGGCGUGGGCGUGGCAACAAGGAUAAGUGUAUGUUUCUUAUUUAUUUGUCUGCCGUUUCUGUGACGACCAGUCGUGGACAAGGAACGGGACAGGGACCUCACAUGGAGUUCUCUUCGAAGGACUACUCUGCCAUUCAAGAGAUCCAAGGAGACAGCAAUGUCUUGAGAUUGCUAGUUGGGUCACUCUGUCCUGCUAUUUAUGGUCAUGAACUGGUAAAGGCAGGACUUGUGUUGGGAUUGUUUGGAGGAUGUCCCAAGUUCUUACACAACCAGAAUUGUAUUCCUGUGAGAGGAGAUCUUCACAUUCUCGUUGUGGGUGACCCGGGUUUGGGAAAGAGCCAGAUGCUGCAGUCUGCAGCAAACAUUGCACCUCGUGGCGUCUAUGUUUGUGGCAACACAACCACAACAUCCGGCCUGACUGUAACUCUUUCAAAAGACGGAGCAUCAGGAGAUUAUGCACUGGAGGCUGGAGCUUUAGUGUUAGCAGACAUGGGAUGCUGUUGUAUUGAUGAGUUCGACAAGAUGGGAAGUCAGCACCAAGCACUGCUGGAAGCAAUGGAGCAGCAGAGUAUUAGUAUUGCAAAGGCUGGCAUUGUGUGCAGUCUUCCUGCAAGGACAUCAAUUUUAGCGGCCGCCAAUCCCGCAGGUGGUCACUACAACAAGGCCAAGACAGUGGCAGAAAAUCUCAGGAUGGGCAGUGCUCUUCUCUCACGGUUUGACUUGGUGUUUAUCCUACUCGACAAACCCGAUGAGGAGAUGGACACAAUGCUGUCAGAGCAUGUCAUGGCUUUGCAUUCAGGAAAGAAAAAUUCAGUUGGAGGGUUGGUCAAGAGCAAGGCAGCAUCUGUUUUGGAGUUGAGAGGUGAUGACGAUGCGUAUCGGGAAUGGGAGAAACAGAAACCACUGUCUGAACGAUUAAAGUUUUUGGGCAGCGAAUUUGCCGAUCUGCUUCCUCAUUGUCUGUUUAGGAAGUAUGUUGGAUAUGCAAGACGGUACGUUCAUCCCAAACUGUCACCAGAGGCAGCUGGGAUAUUGCAGUCAUUCUAUUUGGAGCUUCGUCAACGUUAUCACAGUUCAGACAGCACUCCUAUUACAACACGACAGUUAGAGUCACUCAUUCGCCUCACAGAAGCACGAGCUCGUAUUGAACUAAGAGAAGUAGCUACGAAAGAAGAUGCUGAAGAUAUUGUGGAAAUCAUGAAAUAUAGUAUGAUUGACACGUACUCAGACGACUUUGGAGUACUCGACUUCAACCGAUCACAGCACGGGUCUGGAAUGAGCAGUCGAAAUCAGGCUAAACGAUUUGUUGCUGCUUUGAAUAGAGUGACUGAGAGGACGACCAACUCGUUGUUUUCUGUACAGCAGAUGAGGCAAAUUGCAAAGGACAUGAGACUUCAGAUUACGAAUUUUGAUGAUUUCAUUGCUUCUCUCAACUGUCAGAAUUUCUUGUUACAAAAAGGUCCCCGUGUCUACCAAAUCCAAACGUCCAACUGUUUCUAACCUCUGACACCACAGUAUCAUAGUUGAUAUCAAUGAUAACUUAGUGCAAAUGUACAUUCUGUAGCAAAUUAAUACCAGAUAGCAAAUUAGUUAUAAUAUAUUUGUUGGCUGCAAGAACAUUUGGCCUUGUUAUUUGCAUCGCUUUCUGUGCUUCAAAUAUUUUUUGUCAAU
Corticium candelabrum is the source of this 2669-nucleotide messenger RNA. Its product is annotated as DNA helicase MCM8-like. Lineage: Eukaryota; Metazoa; Porifera; Homoscleromorpha; Homosclerophorida; Plakinidae. The transcript is spliced from 32 exons. The record is from RefSeq and is a predicted model, not a curated record. The coding region runs from base 48 to 2498 and encodes 816 amino acids. Gene Ontology annotation, cellular component: nucleus; MCM complex. Gene Ontology annotation, molecular function: ATP hydrolysis activity; single-stranded DNA binding; single-stranded DNA helicase activity.